GAGCCCAGAGGCGGUUGUGAUAGUCGGUCGGAGUCGCUUUCAGGAUCCUGAGAUCCGGAGAAGCCGGGGUCCGAGCGGGGUCUCACUAUGUAGUUCAGGCUGGCCUUGAACUUUUACUAUGGAGCCUCGGCUGGCCUGGAAUUCAUCAGUCUUCCUGCCUCUGUCUCCCUAGUGCUGAGAUUACAGGAAUGUACCACCACGCCCCGCUUCUUUGUCCUACUUUUGAACACGCUCCUCAAGAGUUACUGAUAAAUGAAAUGGCAGAGAAUGGAAAAAAUUGUGACCAGAGACGUGUAGCAAUGAAUAAAGAACAACACAAUGGAAAUUUCACAGACCCCUCUUCAGUGAAUGAAAAGAAGAGGAGGGAUCGGGAAGAAAGACAGAAUAUUGUCCUGUGGAGACAACCACUCAUUACCUUGCAGUAUUUUUCUCUGGAAACCCUUGUAAUCUUAAAGGAAUGGACCUCAAAAUUAUGGCAUCGUCAAAGCAUUGUGGUGUCUUUUUUACUGCUGCUUGCUGUGCUUGUAGCUACGUAUUAUGUUGAAGGAGCACAUCAACAGUAUGUGCAGCGUAUAGAGAAACAAUUUCUUCUGUAUGCCUACUGGAUAGGCUUGGGAAUUUUGUCUUCUGUGGGGCUUGGAACAGGGCUGCACACUUUUCUGCUUUAUCUGGGCCCACACAUAGCUUCAGUUACAUUAGCUGCUUAUGAAUGCAAUUCAGUUAAUUUCCCCGAACCACCCUAUCCUGAUCAGAUUAUUUGUCCAGACGAAGAGGGCACGGAAGGAACCAUUUCCUUGUGGAGUAUCAUCUCGAAAGUUAGGAUCGAGGCCUGCAUGUGGGGUAUUGGUACAGCAAUCGGAGAGCUGCCUCCAUAUUUCAUGGCCAGGGCAGCUCGCCUCUCAGGUGCUGAACCUGAUGAUGAAGAGUAUCAGGAAUUUGAAGAGAUGCUGGAACAUGCGGAGUCUGCACAGGGAUCGAACUUGGGACCUCGUGCUUUCGAGGACUUUCCCUCUCGAGCUAAACUGGCAGUUCAGAGACUCGUACAGAAGGUUGGAUUUUUUGGAAUAUUGGCCUGUGCUUCUAUUCCAAAUCCUCUAUUUGAUCUUGCUGGAAUAACAUGUGGACAUUUUCUUGUACCUUUUUGGACCUUCUUUGGUGCAACCCUGAUUGGAAAAGCAAUAAUUAAAAUGCAUAUCCAGAAAAUCUUUGUUAUUAUAACAUUCAGCAAGCACAUCGUGGAGCAGAUGGUGGCUUUCAUUGGUGCUGUCCCAGGCAUAGGUCCGUCUCUGCAGAAGCCCUUCCAGGAAUACCUCGAGGCCCAGCGGCAGAAGCUGCACCACAGGAGCGAGGCGGGUGCGCCCCAGGGAGAAAACUGGCUGUCCUGGAUGUUUGAGAAGUUGGUGGUUGUGAUGGUGUGUUACUUUGUCCUGUCUAUCAUUAACUCCAUGGCACAGAGUUAUGCCAAACGAAUUCAGCAGCGGUUGAACUCAGAGGAGAAGACUAAAUAAGCAAAAAGCCGUUUUUAACUGCAGCAGUUGUAGUGGAUGGGUUCUGCCUUAAAUUGGGAGGACUCCACAUCAGGAGGGAAAAUUCCCUUUUCCAACCGGUAUCAAUUUUAAAGACGUCCGGAAAGCAGUUUAGGCCCUGUUUUGCACUAACACGCCUUUCCUGAGUGUGUUAAGGUGAGGUGUCCACCUUGGUUAAACCCACCUUGUGUUUCAUUAGGCUGGAGUGUGAUGUUCAGCCAGAAACUUACCAGAAACUGGCCUUCUGUUACUUUCAAAAGGCCCGUGUGGUACAAUUAGAGAAUUCCUGCCGCACCAAAAGUUCCUAAGUAUGUUAACUAUGUCAAGUUUUUAGGCUUGUAACAAAUGAUUGCUUUGUUUUUCUAAGUCAUCAAAAUGUAUAUCAGUUCUAUAGAUUGGAUAAGAGUCUUGCAUGUCUAUCAUGAUACAAUUUAAUAUGCCAUCCUGCCCAGUCCUUCCCCUUCCACCCUCAGAAAAAGGACAUUUUAUGAUGCAUUGCACACCCUCUGGGGAAAUUUAUCUUUAAAUUCUGAGACAGUAUAAGGAAAAUCUGAUUGGUGUCUCAUGAAUGAGCUAACACCAUUUUUUAUUCUGUGUAUUUAGAAUGAAGUCAUGAAAAAACUUUAUAAAGACAUCUUUGAUCAUUCCAAAAUUGUGUCCGUUUUCUUGAGCGUUUUGAUUAUUUUUUACUUCCAUUUGGCUUCUGCCACCUGAAUGACAGCCCUGCCAAAUCUUCCUACAACCAGAGUCUCUUAACCCUUUAUUUUCAUGAAGUAAAAGAGACAGCUUUUAUUGUGCUGGGAUUGGGCAGCCGCACACUGCUAAAUGGCACUUGAGAUCAGCCUAAUUUAGGGAUUUCUUGGUUUUUGAGAACAGGAGAGGGGAUCGCCUAAUACACAAAUCUGAACACACCGGAGAGGGCUGGGGCAUAGCUCAGCGGUGUCGCACUUGUAUGAGCGCCUGGGUUCAGUCCCCACUACCUCAGAAACUCUGGAAAGAGAAAUUACUCAUUUUUAAAAACUGUACUUUCUCAUAUAUAUGUUAAUUUUAGUUAGCAUGUGGUUUUAACAGGCAAAAGUUUAUUUUUAUAUGUAACCCAGUUUCCUUUCUGUGUUUUAUUCUUAAUGUGAUUUUCCUUUGGGAUGUUUCUGAUGGAACCUAUUCAUUUUGUUUCUCUUGGUAGGAAAAUAAACAAUUUUACUUUUUCCCUUUAGGAAAAUUGAUACCGAUGUUGUGUCAAACUAGAAUAGAAUUGGGGUUAAAUCCCAACAGGUCAGAAAUGCUUGGUUUGUUAUAGCAAAUCCUGCCUGAAUGUCUGCCUGUUUUGCCUCCCGUCAAGACAUCUCCAUGGCCGUACCACCUUGUACCACCUUGUCGGGUAGCUUAUCAGACUGAUGUUGACUAUUGAAUCUCAUGGCAACAGCAGUCGAUGGGCUGUCUGACAUUCUGGUAUCUUUCAUCUGACCAUCCAUAUCCAAUGUUCUCAUUCAAACAUUACCAGCAUCAUGGUGUAACAAAACCUGUGGUCCUUAUGUCUGUUGCCACCUUUGAGUUCCUUUAUGCCACGAUAUUGCAGCAAUGUGGAGAGAAGCUUUUAUGGGAGAUUGGGGCAGUUUCCAUGACCACAAUGAGAUAAAUAAAGGAUAAGUAACCUGCCA
Molecule: messenger RNA, 3184 nt
Organism: Heterocephalus glaber (naked mole-rat)
Lineage: Eukaryota; Metazoa; Chordata; Mammalia; Rodentia; Bathyergidae
Gene: Vmp1
Product: vacuole membrane protein 1
Source: RefSeq, a predicted model, not a curated record